Molecule: messenger RNA, 1719 nt
Organism: Mytilus californianus (California mussel)
Lineage: Eukaryota; Metazoa; Mollusca; Bivalvia; Mytilida; Mytilidae
Exons: 3
Coding region: 40-1287 (415 amino acids)
Source: RefSeq, a predicted model, not a curated record
UCUAUAACAAUAUUCGAUUUAGUGCGAAGUGCUCCCUAGAUGGAGGGAUUUCCUACUACAGAACAGAACAGGAUGGCGACUCAAAAUGACCAGAUCGGUACAAGUUAUAAAUCUACCGCAACAAAAAGGCAUAAUGUAGAUUUAGGGGAUGACAACGUGCAGAACAAGUUUCCGUUUGGAUGGAUGGCAUCAUACAGCCAGAGAGCUUUGUGUGCAAGAUUAUUGAUUCCUGGUGAAGAGAAGAAACACAGCAUUUCAAUACCAAAAAUCUUACGAGUUAAAUUUAUAACUUGUGAUGAAAAGUCCUAUCAGGCUCCAGGGUACCCUUGGCUAGGUCCUGCAACACCACCAAUGACAAUUGAUCACUUCAAUAGAUUUUUGAGUUUGAAUAUAGAAACAUUUGACCAUUCUAAUAUAAAAAGUGAUAACUGGAAUGGUAUCUUAAAAUUGAUAGAGAUAUCUAAGUAUCACUAUGAAUGCUUAGGUAAAGUGGACCGAUGGAUAACUAAACCAACUUUAAGUGAGGAAGAACUAGACGAGGAAAUCGACAAGGCUUCAGUAGAACAAGGUCGUUAUGUAGCAUCAUUUGGAGCUGCCUUGAAAGGUGAUAUGAAAAAUGGACUAGGUAAACUAUGGAUGACACAUUUGAUUGAUUAUCUUCUCCAUAUUAUUGAUAAUGUAAAAGUCUCGGAGGUGCUAUGUUGUCCACCCUCUAACAGUUGCAAUCCAGAAGUUGAACUUAUUUAUGGAGAUGAAGAUGAACAUAUUACCAAAAUGCAGUACACUGCGGCACAUUCAAGUACCCCUGUAGGUACAUUUAAUCUUGUGUCCUUACAUGAAAGAAUUUCUCCAAACCCAUAUUCAGAAGAGUCAUCUGUAACAUCUGAGGGCAGUUGUUCUAACGUUAAAAAAGGAACAGCUGUUCCAGAAUUUUGUGCAGCACUUAAAAAUUUCCCGGGUGUUUUCCCAUUAGUGGUGGAAUUGAAACCAGCAAGACAGGAAACUCAAGGAAUUUUUCCAAAUGUACAACAGAUGUUGUCAAAGCUUUUCUUUCAAGAUGUUGUAUUUGGUAUGGUUAUUUCACCAAGAUCAUUUCAAAUGUCUGUCAUUUUAAAGAAGGAGGGAAGUCUACGAUUUGCAAGUACAAACUCUGUUUCCUUGAUGAACCCAUUGAAAGAUAACGAGCUCGAUAUAACAAAUUUGAAUUUGAUGCACACUUUCGUGUAUCAAGUAUUAAAGUGGUCAACAGAAACCCAGUGUUCUUUGCAGAAAGAGAAAGAUGAUUAAGAGGCUUUAUCAGGAAUCUCAAGAAGGCUAUGUUCUCCUGCUUUGUGAAAAAUUCCUUAAGUCAAGUCAUUAUUGCAAAAAAACAAGAGCCUGCAUGGCCUGACAUAAAAAUAACUGCAACAGAAGAAAUAAUAUGUUUUUGUGUCAGGAUAUAUUCACCAGGAAAAAAUCCCAAUUAAAUGGAUGCAGGCAGAUAAAAUUUUAACCAAAAGAAAUUUCAUGUGGGAGUUUUUUUGAAUAAAGAAGAUAACACUGUAAAAACUACUUGAUAUUUGGCAGUAAGCAAAACAAAACAAUAAUCACCGUUUUUCCUGUAGAAAAUACAUUGAAAUGUGUUGUCAAAAUAUAUGUUCAGCAUAAUUAUAGAGCAUGAAGAGUUAAAGCUAUAAUUUUAACAGAGUUUUGAUCUUUUUAUUAAAGUAAUGAAUCAGA